Molecule: messenger RNA, 1743 nt
Organism: Centropristis striata (black sea bass)
Lineage: Eukaryota; Metazoa; Chordata; Actinopteri; Perciformes; Serranidae
Exons: 11
Coding region: 37-1386 (449 amino acids)
Source: RefSeq, a predicted model, not a curated record
UUUCUUACUCUAUUCAGUUCUCUUCUUGUGUCAAAGAUGCAGGUUGUUGGUGGUCGACAAACACUUUGGAUAUACACCCUGAUUUUCACUUCUCUUCAAAUUUGGGGAAGACUUUUGGCCUCCACUUCCUCUCCCUCACUUCCGGCACCGAAACUCGACAUCUAUUUGAGGUCAAGGGGCUCCGUGGUUCUGCUCUGCCGGGCCCCAGAGGGCCAGCGAUCGCUUCACUUCAGGUUGUACAGAUCCAGAGAACAGGUGGACUCUCAGGAGCUGCAGAACAGUUCUGAGGAGGUUCAGUUCACAGUGAGCCUCAGGGACGGGGAUCCAGCCCAGCUCUUCUGCUGUCUGUACAAGGACCAGGGUGGUCACUACAGCGCAUUCAGUCCCUAUUUGGAGCUAAAGUCAGAAGAUGCAGGCCCCACUCACUCCAUACCCUCCCUCCCUACUCCGGUCCUGUCUGUGACUCCCUCUGCAGACGAGGUGAAACGUGGGGACAUGCUGUCCUUCAGCUGCUCGGUGCCUCUAAUGUCCCAGUCCCAGGUCAACCAGCCGGUGACCUUCCUGUUGCUGAGGGCGGCCCAGCGAACAGGGGCCCCAUCUGUUCUCCAUCAGCCUCAGGCCAGUCAGGUAUCAAACCCUGAACCGCAGCCAGGAGUGUUCAGUGUGGGGCCGGUGAGGGAGGGAGAGCAGGGCGAGUACACCUGCCUCUACCAGGUCACCCAGAGAAGAGGAGUGGUCAAUUCAACCGUCAGCAACAUGAUCGCUAUUGAAGUUGCGUUGCCAGCUCCCACCCUCAUCCUGCAGCAGCAGACGGACGUGUGGCACUUGCUCUGCACCGGCUCUGCUGCGUACCCCGGCGCUCGGUUCUCCCUCUACCUGGCUGAUAACGAACAUCCUGUCGACACUCACCAAGCCACGCCGAUCCAGCACCAGGUCACCUUCCCAGUUCCUGUCCAGGACUCUCUGGUGGCUUUGUACGAGUGCCAGUACGAGGUCCACCUGAUAGGGAAGUGGAGCAGCUCUAAGCGCAGCCUGUCUUUACCUGUAGCCAGAGGACUUCCUCCACCAGAUGUGUCUGCUGUGGACUGGCCUCUGGUCAUGGGUAUUUUCUCUGCUGUGGUUUUGUUCCUCUGCUCGGUGGUACUCGUGGUUGUGGUGGCACACAGGAGAGUAAAAGCAGCAGCCGAGGAAAAGAAGAAAAGACAGGAAGCACAGUUCUGGACUCAAGUUCAUGCUAAGGACCAUGUUGUUGACCUUACACUCAGGCGUACAAGCUUAGCCUCUCAGGAAUGGGCCAGUGUGGACACACCUACAGAGACAGCAUCCAGAUCCCCUUUAUGGAACUCACUCUCCACGUUCACAACCCCAAUCCAUCCCAUCCAUUAGAGAUGUUUGUUUUCUCUCUCUCCCUCUCUGUUUAUACUUUAUUUGAGUUUAUCAAUGUAGCAUCAGUUGGAGUUACACAGCAGGACAGGAAGGACUAUUUCCUCAGUUCCUGUUUCAUGUGUAGCAGUAAAAUUGUACAAUUUGACAGGAUAUGAUGUUUGUUUGAUCUUACAUGUAACUGAGCCAGUGAAUCUAAAUACAGAUAUUAUUAUUAUUAUUAUUUUUAUUAUUAUUAUUAUUAUUAAGUUUGGAAUCUGUGUUGUGAAUAAUUUGCCUUAAGUUUACCUUUUAGAGACAUUUACAGGGGCAAAAUAAAAAAUAUAUUAUACUAUGUAAUAUUGUAAAAAAAAAAAUAUA